AUGUCGAAUAUGAAUUUUACCAAUAUCUCGAAACCGCAAUCUAGUAUUCGCCCCGCCAACGGUCGUCAAACCGUUGGAGAUGGGGCCUUCAUAACCGACAUGACUCCUAGUGUGAUUGCAGUCUGCCACAUGGAGGGCACGGACUCCAUGUACUACUACUCUACUACGUUCUCAGGGGGACCCGGGGUGAGUACAUCUGCUUCUCUCAUUUGCUUGCAUGGCGGUUUUGACACCCCUACCGCAAAAUGCCCUCCUGACCGAGGGUCGUCAGACUGGGUGACAGACAGUCUGGCGCGUACAUCUCUCCCCCCGCUCUCCUCCUCCCCCACCUCUUCCAUCAACUCCUCCGACUCCGCUGCCUCCACGCUUUCGUCCUUCGGUUCCAAGCCUCAUUUCUCGACCAACUUUUCGAACCGCUCGUAUCCGUUCCCGCCUACCCCGCCUUCGGAUGGUUCUCCUCUCGGACUUUCGCCGGAGCUGCCCACCGUGGGCCUACCCAAUGCUAGUGCUCCACGUGCAAUUCCGGAUAUGCGUCAGCCUGCAACCGACAUGGCCACCCCUCCGUUGACUCCGGACGACGCUCCGGAGGAAGGCGAUGGGAGCUUGUCGGCGCUCGGAGCGAAGCAAUCCGCGUUCCUCUCCGCGAUCUUCCCUCGGAACGCUCUGAGUGCGGCUCCGUACGCUAAGAGCGUCUCUAUAUCCACCUCUGGCGAGGGUACUACCUUUGAAGGCGUCGUGCUCUCGCUCCCCGGCACCCCGAAGACAUUCUACGUCGACGGCAAGUGUGCUGCUACAGUCAAUCUGCGCGAGAGCAUUGUCGCCUUGCUGGAUCUUGCGGAUGAGCAGUUGGAGUGCAAUGCGCUCGUCAUUGCUUUGGAACGCUCUUCUCCUGAUCUCGGCGAUCUCCUCCAUUCCCUCAUGUACGUGGGCGGCACGGUCGUCACUAAGCCCGUCUUCCCCACAGACGCUGCGUACGUCCUUGUGGGCAUGGAGAUUUAA
This is a messenger RNA of Trametes versicolor FP-101664 SS1, 999 nucleotides long. RefSeq lists its product as uncharacterized. The record is from RefSeq and is a predicted model, not a curated record. Gene Ontology annotation, molecular function: ornithine decarboxylase inhibitor activity. Gene Ontology annotation, cellular component: nucleus; cytoplasm. Gene Ontology annotation, biological process: positive regulation of protein catabolic process. NCBI's taxonomy places the organism in Eukaryota, Fungi, Basidiomycota, Agaricomycetes, Polyporales, Polyporaceae. The coding region runs from base 1 to 999 and encodes 332 amino acids. The transcript is spliced from 4 exons.